Cynoglossus semilaevis (tongue sole) is the source of this 3375-nucleotide messenger RNA. It is a transcript of the gene st3gal3a, whose product is annotated as ST3 beta-galactoside alpha-2,3-sialyltransferase 3a. The coding region runs from base 334 to 1425 and encodes 363 amino acids. The transcript is spliced from 11 exons. The record is from RefSeq and is a predicted model, not a curated record. Gene Ontology annotation, molecular function: sialyltransferase activity. Lineage: Eukaryota; Metazoa; Chordata; Actinopteri; Pleuronectiformes; Cynoglossidae.
UAAAUAUAUUUUCUUAAUUUUGUUCGACGUGACGUGCUUUCCAUGCCCAGCAGGUUGUAUCGGUCCUCCUGUUGUAGCAGCCUGGCUAUGGUUGGAGUGUGUGUACGGAGGGGAGGAGUAACUGGAUUUGUCCCAUAUGUGAAGUCCACACUGGGAAAAUUUUUUUUUUUUUGGUAAUGUAGUAAUGUAUCGCUAAUGUUAAUGCGUCGUCCACAAGCUUGGUGGGUCGCAGCGCGGCGGCUGGAGCUGACGACGGAGUAGUUGAGGUCAAUCUGAAAAGUAACGGUUCACGUCCGGCCCCAGUGUGGGAUGUGCCAUGUACACUAACUGGAUAUGAAAAUGAAACGUAGCUGCAACCUCCUCCUGGGCCUGUGCUCCAUGCUGGCCCUAGGAUUCCUUUACUACUCUUCUGACAGGAUCACGUUACAAGGCUGGGACUAUCGAUCAUUGUAUGACAAAGAAGGGUUUCUUAAUAAGCUGGAUGGUAAACUGCCUUUGGAGCUGAUCCACAUGUACAACAACCUGAGUGAAGGAGCCUGUAGACCGGGGUAUGCAGCUGCCAAGAUGACUGCCAAUUACCCCAAAUUCAACAAAGAGGCUCCCAUGUUCCUGGAUCCAAACUACAAACAGUUUUCCAGGAUCGGUGGAUACUCGCCUCCAUUUGGAGUCAAAUCACAAGAAAAGAUCAUCGAUAUUCUUCUGUCAGCUACCAAGAACUAUGACCUCGGGGAAGAACUUGACAGUCUGAGCUGUAAAACCUGCAUCAUCAUAGGGAACGGAGGAAUCCUCACCAACAAGUCUCUGGGGCAGAGAAUUGACCAGUUUGAUGUGGUGGUCAGGCUGAACGAGGCCCCGGUGAAGGGCUUCGAGAAAGACGUGGGCUCCAAGACCACAAUGAGGAUCACCUAUCCUGAGGGGGCCAUCCAGAAGACUGAACGUUAUGAAGCUCAGUCCCUGUUCGUCCUGUCAGCCUUCAAGGCUCUGGACCUCAAAUGGCUACGACACAUGGUCUUCAAGCAGAGGCUGCACAGUGCCGAUGGCUUCUGGAAGUCGGUGGCUCGACAGGUCCCCAGGGAGCCCAGCGACAUCCGCAUCCUGAACCCCUACUUCAUCCAGGAGGCCUCCUUCAACCUUAUUGGUUUACCACACAACAAUGGACAGAUGGGCAGAGGGAAUAUUCCAACCCUUGGGGCUGUUGCCAUAACGAUGGCCCUUCAUAACUGUGAUGAAGUAGCUGUGGCUGGUUUUGGCUACGACAUGAAAACUCCUAACGCACCUUUGCACUACUAUGAGAAGACAAAGAUGUCGGCGAUCAAAGAGUCAUGGACUCACAACAUAUCCAAAGAGAAGGAGUUUCUGCUGAAGCUGGUGAAGGCCGGGAUCAUCCAGGACUGGACCAAGGGGAUCUGUGGUAAAAAAUGUUGAUGGUCUGCCCUCAGCCCACGCCCCCUAAAGGUGCUCCUGGAGACUCUGAAGUUGUGUUUCCAGCAGUGACUUGCAGCAGGAGCAGAUGUCCUGCUCUGAGCUGCACAGAGACAGUGGACACACACUGGCUCGCUGUUGCACUUUGACAUGCAGAUUUCAUAUCAGCCUUCAAGUAUCUCAGUAUUUAGCUUGUCUAGUUGCAGGCUAUUGUGUGUAGUUUCUCUGAACACCGACUGGUGCCCUGAUCCAGGGCCUGGAACCAGCACUUGGAUCUGUGGAGACGGUACAAGAGCCUGUGCCAAGAAUACCUCGACAAGUGUCCUUCUGCUUUACAGCUGAAUGUAAUCUGCGUCACAACUACAGUUCUGCUCACUCAUGUAUAUCCUCCUGUGAUGAAACAGGGUAGACUGCACUUGACACAGGACAGAAAAAACAUAUAUCACAGCGACAUGGUCACCACUAGGGGGCAGAGUCAGUGUCAAAGCAAUGCAGUAAUCUCAGCUGAUGUACCUAUAGUACAAACAGACAUUUGAUCUGCAAGAAGACUCUUAAAAGCAAACAGUAAAAAAAAACAACAACGAAGGAAACUAAAAGUUAUCUUAGAAAUUACUAGUAGUUAGCAUAGAAGUUACUUAAAGUUGGGAAAGGUAUAGUUUGGCAUUAGGUGUUGAAAACUCUGUCCUAGCUCGGUGUGAUGUGUGGUGUGUGUGUGCAGCAGACGAGACAUGCUCGUCGUGCAGGUAUCUGAAGAAUGUGGAGGAAUGAAGAAAAUCCAUGCGUCAUCCAAACGCCUCCAGCUGUUUCACCUGGACUCAGUGAUCACUCCACGGCUGAGGACAUAACUCAGUUCUUUCUUUUUUACAUUGUUUCUUUAAACCAGUUCCUACGGUUCAGUCCUACGCACAGAUGUUAGGCUUUAUUUUUUCAUUUGGUGUAAAAUUAUUUACACAUCAAUCAUUAUUAUAUCCACACCACUGUGUUUUUGUUUGACCUACAAAGUGUUUAAUAAUUUUAUCUUUCAGCUCAUCUGACCCAACGGGGGACACAUCUGUCCCAUUCAAUGUGCCACAAUUUGGAUAGCACUAAGGAGUCGCUAGGUACCAGAUGUGGGUUGCUACACGCCUGUAAUCCAUCGAUGUAUGUGGGUCAUCAGACUUCUCUGUACAGUCUUUUUUUCCUUCUUAUGUCUCAGUUUAAGACUUGUUUUUAUCCAUAUCUGUUACGGUUGGAGUUUCUGAUUCACUCACAUGCAUUAAUAUAACCAGAUAGUCUAGGAAGUUAAUGUAGAGGGGUAUGAAUACAGUCCAAUCACAGUUCCAGUCAACAGCAGUGUAGAUGUGUUUUUCACUGUCUCCUCCAAAAAAGGUUUUGUCUCCUAAAAUAUCAGUCUCCAGAGGAGGGUGUGAAUUUGAACAUCAAUGAAUACUGAAUGUGGUCUGUUAUCAUGUACCUCACAUGGGACAUACUGAUGGAACUAGCUAUAUUAUCUGUGGUUGCUUUUCUAAAUCCCAGUAAUGAGGUGUUGUAAAGACUUUGCUGUGGCCUUUUUUUUCUGCUAACAUUGAGGAACUAAAUCCAGGAGUGACCAACCGUUGUGGCCCACAAAUUGGGCCAUGCUCUUCAGUUUGUUCCACUCACUGCCUGGAGAGGCAAAAACAAACAGAACCAAAAUCCCUGUUGUGUUUUUUAUUUGUCUGCACUGCCAAUCAAGCUGCGAUCUCAGGCCAGUGAACCAAUCAGACCAAUCCCAAAGCUGAAUUCUAAAGGCCAAUCAUUUACCAUCAGUCUGUUGUUGUCCAUGCUGUAUAGGUGUUGUGUCAGUCAUACAGUAGGUAGGGAUCUGUAGUCAUUGACUGGCUACAGCCAAAUGCUUGAGCCAAAGUAUUCCUAUAUGUAUUUAUUGUAAGCUGUGCACAAAUACACAUUAAACGUUAAAAUAUUUAAAAAAAA